Molecule: messenger RNA, 3509 nt
Organism: Anoplopoma fimbria (sablefish)
Lineage: Eukaryota; Metazoa; Chordata; Actinopteri; Perciformes; Anoplopomatidae
Gene: cables1
Product: Cdk5 and Abl enzyme substrate 1
Exons: 10
Coding region: 148-1830 (560 amino acids)
Biological process (GO): regulation of cell cycle; nervous system development
Cellular component (GO): cytosol
Molecular function (GO): ice binding
Source: RefSeq, a predicted model, not a curated record
UGUUUUCACCCAGUUGGACGCGUGUACUUAAACGACGAGGCCACUACACCAUGCACCAACACCAACACAAGCACGACUCACACACUCAUUAAUGCCAGCCAGGUGAGAGCAGUGCUGCGGGGGGGAUCGGAUCACUGGGAGCGGACCAUGGCGGCUGCCACGAGCAGCAACAACACAUCCACGCUUCAGAUCAAGCACUCCGGCAUCGAGCAUACGCGGAAACGCAUCGACCCGAGGAGGAGGCAAGCGGCGCUGUCCUUUCUCAGCAACAUUUCUCUGGACGGGAGACCCGUGCAGGACGACGCAGACAACCAGAACGAGGAGGAGGAGGAGGAGGAUGAGUCGCUUGAGCCCAGGACUAGGAGGAUGGUUUCCCCGGAGCACGCUGCGUACGGGGCUGCAGGAUCUGCCGCUGCCGCUGCCGCAGCCACCGCCGCUGCUGCUGCUGCCGCUGCUGCUGCCGCUGCCGCUGCUGCUGCCGCGGCGGCGUCAGCGUCAGCGGCGGCUGCGGCGAACACGGCCGCCCAGGCGCUGGCUUUUGCAAACCAGGCUUUCGGGACGGGUCCGGACGCAGAGGGAGACGCGUUCCUGCCCUCCACGUUCAGCUCCCCGUUCUCCGCCGUCCCAGCGUCGACCAGAGGGAGGCUGCAGACCUACACUCAGGGAAUCCUUCCUGCCGCUUACUCCAGACAGACCUCCGGGAACUACAGCCUGGAGGGCGGUCAGAUAGCCAACUCUGCCAUAGAGCUGCAGAGAUCAAGACGGAGACUCAUCUCUCAGCGCUCUUCGCUUGAAACGCUAGAGGACAUUGAGGAGAAUGCUCCUCUGCGCAGAUGCCGAACCCUAUCGGGUUCCCCCCGACCAAAGAGCUUCAAGAAGAUCCACUUCAUAAAGAACAUGAGGCAACAUGAUAUUCGCAAUGGAAGGAUAGUCCUUAUCAGUGGCAGAAGAUCCUUCUAUAGUGUAUUUUCUGUCCUGCCCUAUCGAGAUUGUAGCCAAGCAGGGGAUGUCAAGCUGGAAGGAGGAGGGCGUCAGCGGCACCCGUCAGGAGGCGUCAGUGCCAAGGAGAUGGUGAUCGGGCUGGAGGGAGUGGAGUUGGGAGCUGAUGGAAAGACCGUGUCCUACACCCAGUUCCUGUAUUCCACUAACGUGCUGGGUGGUCGAAGAAACACCAUCGACUCAACCUCGUCCUUCUCUCAGUCUCGCAACGCCAGCCAUAGAAGCCUGAGUUUGGGCCGAGCCAACAGCAACCAGAGCAGCAUAGACACGGGGAAUGAUUUGGGGGACUUUCGCGAGUACGACCCCAAUCUGCUGGAUGACCCCCAGUGGCCAUGUGGAAAACACAAGAGAGUCCUCAUCUUCCCCUCUUACAUGACUACGGUCAUUGAAUACGUCAAACCCUCUGACCUCAAGAAGGACAUGAACGAAACCUUCAAGGAGAAAUUCCCCCACAUAAGGCUUACACUAAGCAAGAUUAGGAGCUUGAAAAGAGAGAUAAAAAAGUUGGCCCAGGAUGAGUGUGGCUAUGAGGAACCGACGGUGGCCAUGGCUUUCGUCUACUUUGAAAAACUUGUGCUUCAAGGCAAACUAAACAAGCAGAAUCGGAAACUCUGCGCUGGAGCUUGUGUCCUGCUGGCGGCCAAGAUUGGUGGUGAUCUCAAGAAACACGAGGCCAAGCUCCUGAUAGACAAACUGGAAGAGAGAUUCAGAGUGAACCGCAGAGAGCUGAUAGCCUUUGAGUUCCCGGUCCUGGUGGCGUUAGAGUUCAACCUGCACCUGCCAGAACACGAGAUCAUGCCCCACUACAGACGCCUCCUGCAAACCUCCUAGCAUUAGUGACCCAUCAGAAGGACGACCACCAGGCCUUCUUCUGAUCCUCUGAUUCCAAUGGUAUCCAUCCUUCCAUUUCUCUCCUCGUCUCCCGUCUGACAGCCCCAAGGUACCGCUGGCUGUCUCUCAACUGCAGCCGACAACACUCUCCUUCCUCUCAGAGACCUGAAAUCAGCCAAAGGGACCCACAAUUCUCAAACUUUCCUCUAUUGUUUGACUUCUACAUUCAUCAUCACUACACAGACUUCUGAAAAAAAAAGGGUUGGAUCGUCUGCAAACAGGUUGUUUUUCUAGUUUGCAUGUUCCUGCGUCUUCAUCUUCACUUUCUACAUUUUCCAGCUCUCUUGUUGAUUAAGAGAGCCUUUUUUUUGUUUUAAUCUGAUGGUGAACUUUUUAUCUUAGUUAAAGCAACCAAUGAUUGUAACAUUUUUAUCAUCUCUUUUCAUGAAUCUCUCUUUUAUAAAAUCUGAUAUGAUUGGUUGCCUCCUAACCUGCAAAAAAGUUAAACUAAAGCCAUUUAAGUGGCUUGUUUGGCUGGACUUUCUAGGAGUGACUCAUCUUUUCGCAAGCCCUCGUCUUAAAAAAGUGCACUUUUUGAAGAUUGUGAGACAUAGGGGGACAAUUUUUCAGAGUUUUAAUAAUCUUGGGAACUAACACUGAAAAAUAAGCUGUGUUCAUAAACACCACAAUCAUUGCACCGUUUGAAUUUUCUCUCAUAUGGUAUAUUCACAGUUUCUAGCCACAACUAUCCGCAUGAAAAGUAUUGAUUGUUUGCAUACAGGUGCUUGCAGACAAAAUGGGACUUCCUAUUUUCACUGAAGUAUUCCAUUCAUUUUCUACCAGUCAAAUGCUUGCUAUGGAUUUACAGAGACUAGACCCCCUUUUAUCAUUGUCAAAUUUCCUGUGCUCUAUGUUAGAGUGUAUUGCUAGCACAUUUACGGUGCUAUAAAGGGGUUAGGAAGGUAGUUUCAGAGGUGUUUAUGAGUGCAAAAUGCCAUUAAACAGUUAUCAGAAUAAGCAGCAGGGUGCUCUCAUGUUGAAAAUGUAAUCACUAGAUGUGGACUAAGACCCUCUUCCUUCAGGCUUAAGGGACACUUUAUUUGACCUGACCUCUGACCUCAAAAAAGAAGAAGAAAAAUCUAAACGCGAUCCAAACAGGGACCAAUGACGGAUCAAACAUUUGCAUAUAACUUUAAUCAGCAUUUCUUGACUUGAAAACUAAGUAAAAAAAGAAAAAUGAAACUGAAAGUUGACAACCAAUGUGACCAAUUUAAAAAAUACUAUUUCAUUCAUUUGGCAUGUAUCUCAACUUGAUUUUCUUUUUCUUAUUUCAGUAUCUUGAAAUUGUCUUACACAGUACCACAGAGUUCUGAGGGGGAAACAAGUAUUUAAUGCUGCUCCAAGUAUUGAUGAUAUUUUAGUGGAAAUGAUCACAACAUUAAAUCAAAUUGUUGAACAAAGCAAGAAUUGUGCUGAUUUAAGGUGAAAAAGUACUGAGCAUAUUUGUGUUUGCAAGCCCAAAGAUGUCGCUAUAAGAUGCACACUAAAGACUCGUGGGCGACACUUAUUACCUGUGUAUGUUUGUAAAUAAAUUGCUUUGCUUGUUCGAUCAAAACGAGACUCGGACAUGUUUUUGCUUCACCUGAAUAAAGCGUGAAUUGAGUAAACGGAAAGAACUC